This is a messenger RNA of Ahaetulla prasina, 2904 nucleotides long. Its product is annotated as probable serine/threonine-protein kinase kinX. Gene Ontology annotation, biological process: positive regulation of triglyceride storage; lipid storage. Gene Ontology annotation, cellular component: lipid droplet; cytosol. NCBI's taxonomy places the organism in Eukaryota, Metazoa, Chordata, Lepidosauria, Squamata, Colubridae. The transcript has 2 exons. Bases 264 to 2033 code for a protein of 589 amino acids. The record is from RefSeq and is a predicted model, not a curated record.
AGAGAGCACCAAGGACCCCCGUAUUUCAAACCUGAGCUACAAAUAUUCUCUUCUAUCCAUAUUCCUUGAUUCCCUCGCUAAUCACCUGCUAAUGCAGCGAGGAGGAGGUCAUCCCUCUUCCUGAUGGAGAAUAGGCCAAAAUUGGGUUUUAGUUGGUUUAAUUGCUGGCCAGGACUGCUACCUACUUGACGAGCAGGUAGGAAGGAAUAUGUAUCUGAAAGAAUGUCUUUUGGUUCCAACAGGUAGAAACCAAAACCCUAGAAAUGUCUCGGAGCCUGACCAGCAACUUGAAGAACACUUACGAGAGCCUGUUGGCCAACCUGAAAGACCUUCCCUCUAAUCUCCAAAACAAGCUGUACCAAACCUACCAAGAUAUGAGCGAGCUCCAUUCCACCUUUGCCUCCGCCCACUGUUUCAGUGACCUGUCCAGCAACCUCUUGAACAAAAGCUUCGCCAUCAUGGCCGAAGCCCAGGGCUCGAUGGACGAACUCAUGGAAUUCGCCUUGCAAAGCCCCAAGGCCCUGCUUUGGUUGAAGGACUAUUUACCUCCCAUCCUGACCAAGAAGCAGGAGACCAAGGAAGAUGCGCCGGAGACCAAAGACGAAGCCAAAGAAGAGGGGGCCCCGUUCGACAUGAGGAAUGUCGAGAGCAACAUCUUGAAAAUCCAGAAAGCGUACGAACCUGGAGAGUGCUACAAUGACACCCUUUUUGUGAAGACAGAGGUGGCGGCCGCGGAGGUCCCACCUUCUAGUUUAAGAGAAUCGGAGGACAUCCUCAAAGUCCAAGAGGCAUAUGAUCCUCAAGGUUGUAAGGAGGAUGUAACUCCUAGCAGGGAUGAAAAGGAAGAGGAAGCGCCAUCCCCAAGCAAGAAAGGAUCCCAAAAUUGGGGCAUCAUGAAAAUGCUAGAGACCUAUGUACCCAAAAUCUCCACCAUCCACGCACUGCUGGAGAAGAACAUCCAACCUUCUGGCCAGAAGGAAGAGGAAGAAGUUCCUGCCCAGGAAGAGGAAGAAGCCUUGACCAGCAGGAAUGACAUCUUGAAGCUCCUCCGAGCUUAUGACCCUAAAGAUUGCGAAGACUCGUUCAACGAACCCGAAGUCCCAGAUCCUAACCAAAGAGAAUUCCUUCCACCAAGCAGGGCAGACAUCCUGCAACUCCUGAAGGCUUAUGAGCCUCAAGAAUGUCUUGACGACAGUCUACCCAGCAAGGAGGAGAAAGAGGAAAUGGAGGUGCCCCGAAUUUCUAUUAAGGAAGCACCUUCCAUUAAGAAGGUCCCACCUCCUGUCCAGAAGGAAGAAAUCAUCUCACCUCCUGUCCAGAAGGAAGAAAUCAUCCCACCUCCUGUCCAGGUGGAAGAAGUCAUCCCACCUCCUAUCCAGGUGAAAGAAGUCAUCCCACCUCCUGUCCAGGUGGAAAAAGUCCCACCUCCUGUCCAGGUGGAAGAAGUCCUAUCAUCUAUCCAGGUGGAAGAAGUCCAAUCAUCUAUCCAGGUGGAAGAAGUCCCAUCAUCUAUCCAGGUGGAAGAAGAGGUCCCACCACCUGUCCAGGAAAAAAUCUCACCACUGGCUUCUCAUUCGGGGCUGAAAGUUGCAUCUACUAAGAGCCAGUUGAUUUCAAGCAUGGACAACAUUCUGAAACUUGAGACCAACAAGAGCAACAACAACAACGAGGUCCCUCCUUCGAACAUGGAAGAAGAGAAACAGCCACCUCCUGAGAAACCCAAGAACCUCCUGGACAUCCAGAAAGCCUACGAACCCAAAGAAUGUGAGGACGGGUCCUCUAUCAGGAGGCAGGAGGAUGAGUCCUCCUCUUUUGCUCCAGGGGACCAGGUCGACAUCCUCAAAAUCCAGCGGGCCUAUGACCUCAAGGAGUGCGAAGAAAUGACUCCCCACAGAGAAGAGGAGGAAGAAUCCUCAACAGCAGCAUCCACGACCUCCAGAGGUCAAGAAUGGAGCCUCUUCAAACUCGUGCAGUCCUACCUCCCUAAGAGUCUCAAGGAGGAUGCUUCUAACAAGGAGGAGGAAGACAAGUAGGAAGAUAGAAGCGGUGGGGGGGGGGAAAUGCUUUGGAAACAGGAGUGCUUAGCGGGGGCUGCAAAUGGCGAUGGACUCACCCUGGAGAAGGACCCAGGCGGUUACUCUCCAUAAAGCCAGGCAGGCAGCAUGAAUCACUAAAGAACGAAAUGUUGAAUCACAAGCUCACUUGAAUGGUGUUUGUGUGUUUGCACCUGACUAUCACACCCCACUUGUCACUCCCUGUUGUGGCUCCAGCCCCCUCCCCCCCGGGCCUGGCCCCCUGCCAGAGAGUGACUCAGAGAGUGAGGGGGAAAGGCCGCCAGGGCUCCGUUCUGCAGGGCCGGCUUCUCUGGCUCAGCUGCAGAGGCAGGCCAGGUGGAAGAAAUAAUGAGGCCUCUGUCUCCUGUAUCUCCCCCUGCCCAGGCAAUGCUCCCAGACCCAGCUGAGGACAAUCAGUCCUGGUUGGACCCUAGGUUUCGUAGACAGGAGAGGCGGGAACAACAGAAGCAGGGGUGGGGCAGGCCUAGGAAGUGCUGAGUCAUGGAGCCACACCCCACAGGGUAUAAAAGCAGCAGGGGCUGCUAUACUACUCUGUGGCGAACAAAUCAAUGCUUAGAACUUGAGCUGAAGUACUGUUUGUUCCUGGUUUCCUGGUUGACUCGCCGGCAUCAAGAAAAGAUAACAGAGAAACUUGGCAGAGUUUUGCUCGCUAGUUUGCUGCCAGAGCUGAUAGCUGCCGUGCACUGAAUUGCCGGCUAAUUAAGUCAUCGCUCAUGCCUCCCGGACUGAGGUGGCAGGGGACAGAACACUGCCUGUUCUGACCCGGCCUUAGCAAAACCAAAAAAAAGAAUAUCUUGUCCCGAAAAAACCCUCUUUCUUUAGCUACUGG